AUGGGAGUGAGGGAGAAAAAGAAAAAAAUCUCUCAAUUCCUCUACUCACUUUCUCUCUCUUUAUGUUUCUUUAAAUCACCUAAUUACUCUCUCUUUUUCGCUCUCAAUUCCUCUUUUCUCGCUCCUUAUCUAAUUACUGUUUCUCUCUUUUCCUCUUCUCUCUCUCUCUUUAAUUCACAUCCUUACUGUCUCUCUCUCCUCUCUUUUCACCCCCGUUUUUCACUUCUCUUUCGAUCUUUUUCCAUGUGCCUCUCUCUAAUACAGCUAAUUACUAUCUUUCUCCUUUUUUCUUCUUCUUCUCUCUCUCUCCCUAUCUCUCUCUUUAAUUCACCUCUUUCCCUAUGUGUCUCUCUCUCUAAUUCAGGUAAUUACUGUGUCUCUCUAAUUCAGAUAAUUACUGUCUCUCUCCGUUCCUCUUCUCUCUCUCUCUCUCUCUAUCACUCUCUCUUUAAUUCACAACGAGUGAAAAGCUAG
Messenger RNA from Acanthosepion pharaonis, 474 nucleotides. NCBI's taxonomy places the organism in Eukaryota, Metazoa, Mollusca, Cephalopoda, Sepiida, Sepiidae. The record is from the annotation of a GenBank genome assembly.